AUGUCUUCAAACGACCCCACACAGAAGAUAGACGCUAAUGACACGAUGGAGAGGGAUGUACCAUCUCUGCCAUUAGAGUCUAUGGCCUCAUCCUCGAAGCAGAGGCAACGAAGUUCUUUGCCCGACUAUGACCCCAAGGCCGGCGAAAAUAAGCUGCGUCCAGCUGGCAAUAUUAUAAAUCGUAUCAACUGGGAUUCAGCAUUUGAAUGUAACGACUACAUUAUUGGAUUCGUGGACCGGUUUGAAGGCCAACUGGAAGUCACCAUGGGCAGUUGGAAGAAGGAGACCACCGAUGAGGAAUUUAUUCCACAGCACCGGGUGCUAUACAUCAGACACACCAACGGGGAUGUCGUGUGGGACCGAAAGAGACGAAUCGAUAAGAUCUUUUGGAGUGGCAACUCGGCUUUUAAGGAGUUGGCGUUUCUGACUGGAACGGGAUAG
Molecule: messenger RNA, 441 nt
Organism: Penicillium paradoxum
Lineage: Eukaryota; Fungi; Ascomycota; Eurotiomycetes; Eurotiales; Aspergillaceae
Product: DUF504 domain-containing protein
Exons: 2
Coding region: 1-441 (146 amino acids)
Source: RefSeq, a predicted model, not a curated record